This is a messenger RNA of Hydra vulgaris (swiftwater hydra), 2460 nucleotides long. The record is from RefSeq and is a predicted model, not a curated record. NCBI's taxonomy places the organism in Eukaryota, Metazoa, Cnidaria, Hydrozoa, Anthoathecata, Hydridae.
AUGAAUCAUGGGCCGCCAUGUUUUAGAAUAUGUGGUCAGGUUUUUCAUCGUGUUGGUAAUCUUAGGCCAGAUCAAGAUAUUCCUCCAACAUAUUGUCAACUAUACAUUUAUGAUCCACUUGCAUCAAUAAAUUUUAGAAUGCGACAACCUGGUAAUGAUCUUUGCUUAAAUGAUUUAAUGUUUCGGUUGCAAACUGUUAUUAGCGAGGAGAACCCAUUUGCCCUCGCAUUUAAAAACAUGGCUGAAGUGGAAGAUGAAGAAAUUUGCCAAGCAGCUAUAGAAGGUCGCUCAGUCUCAGUUGUAAAAAUGUCUUUACUUGAAGGGCAAGAUAGACGUCGCUAUAAUCUCCCUUCACAUAAUGAAGUUGCAGUUGUAUUUGUUGGUGAAGAUGGUUCUCCUCCUGCUUCCAGAGAAGUUGUUAUUUACCCGAGAGGUCAUCCUCUUAAAACUAUAUCAAGUAUGUCUGCCAACUUAGAUCCUAUGGUUUAUCCUCUAUUUUUCCCAAGGGGUGAUGCUGGUUGGCAUAAUCAAUUGGUUCACAACCCUGAACGUGCUACAUUGUAUGAUGCCUUACAUGAACAUGUAGACAACCUUGGAAACGAUCAUAAUGUUAGAGUAGGGCGCAUUGUAGUUUUGUCAUCUACUUAUGUAGGAAGUCCUAGAGCUUUAAAAGAAAACUUUGAAGAUGCUAUGGCUAUAAUUGAAAAGUAUGGUAAACCAGAUCUUUUUAUUACUUUUACCUGCAACCAAAAAUGGCGCGAGAUAACUGAAAAUUUAUAUCCAGGUCAAACUGCAAAUGAUAGACCUGAUUUAGUUACACGAGUAUUUAAACUCAAAUUAAAUAAUCUCCUAAAUGAUAUUUUUAAGCAUGGUGUAUUAGGGAAAGUCGUAACCCAUGUUCAUGUUAUCGAAUUUCAAAAGCGUGGUUUACCACAUGUUCAUAUUUUACUUCACUUUGCCACUGAUGACAAGCUGGAGACGGCACAGGAUAUCAAUAGUUUAAUAUGUGCUGAAAUUCCAGAUCCAAUUAUAAAUCGUGAACUUUAUGAUGUUAUUAAAACUUACAUGAUUCAUGGCCCAUGUGGCAUACUGAACCCAAAUUCUACCUGCAUGAAAGAUGGGGUGUGCAGCAAAAAUUAUCCUAAAGAAUUUAAUGCCAACACAGUAGUAGUUCAUAAUGGUUAUCCUCGCUAUAGGCGUCGUGAUAAUGGUUUUGUUAUCAAUAUUAAAGGCAACAAUGUAGAUAACCGCUGGGUGAGUCACGACUGUGCCAAUAUUUUGAUAAAUGAACAAAUUAAUCAUGAUGAAGUAAACACUUUUUUAGACUGUUGUUAUGUUAGUGCACCUGAAGCAUUGUGGCGAAUUUUUGAGUAUCCCAUAAGUCAUAUGUCACACACUAUUAUCCGCCUUAAAGUUCAUCUUCCUGAGAAUCAAUUAGUGUAUUUUAGAGAAGGAGCAGAACAAAUGGCUUUAGAUCGUGCAGCUCAACGUGAUACACACCUUACAGCAUGGUUUAAGUUAAAUUCUGAAAAUGAAAGAGCACAUUGCUAUUCAUAUGUAGACAUUCCUUAUCAUUUUAUGUUUGAUGAUAAGCUUUGUAAAUGGAAGGUUAGACAAAGAGGUGGUAAUAAGGCGAUAGUAAGAAUGUAUAAAGUUAAUCCAACUGGAGAAUUAUUUUUUCUUACGCUGUUACUUUUGCAAGUUGAGACAGACAAUCUUAAUGAAAGAAAUAACUUUCCUGUUGAGUUUUUAAAUAGCUUAACUCCCUCAGGUAUGCCACCUCAUUCUUUAAAGUUUAAAAUUGGUUGUAUAAUUAUGUUACUUAGAAAUUUAGAUCUCAAAGAUGGGUUAUGCAAUGGCACUCGAAUGAAAGUUUGUGCUCUUCAAAAUAAUUAUAUUGAUGCAGAGGUUUUGACAGGUGUUUCUGCUGGUAAACGGGUAUUUGUACCUCGAAUUCAGUUGGCUCCUUCAGAUUCUAAUUUACCUUUUGUUCUAAAACGUCGCCAGUUUCCUGUCAGAUUGGCAUAUUCAAUGACAAUUAAUAAAAGUCAAGGUCAAACAUUUGAUAGAGUGUUAUUUUUGGUUAUGUCAAGCAUUAAUAGAAAACAAAUCGAUUUAUUUAUAAGAGAAAACAAAUUAUCAUUAUCAAAUGAAAAAGAUAAGCUGGUAGUUUUUAAUUUUAUUAGUGAACAACUUGGCAAUUCUAAAUGUGGACGUUACAAUGAUAUAUUUUUGGAUAAAAAUUUAGCCUGGUUUUGCAAAGACUUUAUUAGUCCCCAACAAACCAUUUCUAUAUGCAAUACAGAAACUACACCUAAAUUUUCUCUUGGCAGGCCUCGUAAAUCAUUUGAAAAAUCAUCUGAUAAAUCUAAAAAGAGGAAAGUGUCAAAACUUGAAUCAUUGGCAAGUUCUUCAAACGAGCUGUUGUUUGCUAGCAGUUGCAAACUUUGGAAACAAUGA